Molecule: messenger RNA, 6129 nt
Organism: Oryzias melastigma (Indian medaka)
Lineage: Eukaryota; Metazoa; Chordata; Actinopteri; Beloniformes; Adrianichthyidae
Gene: zeb1b
Product: zinc finger E-box binding homeobox 1b
Exons: 8
Coding region: 245-3310 (1021 amino acids)
Biological process (GO): regulation of transcription by RNA polymerase II; anatomical structure development
Molecular function (GO): DNA-binding transcription factor activity, RNA polymerase II-specific; RNA polymerase II cis-regulatory region sequence-specific DNA binding
Source: RefSeq, a predicted model, not a curated record
GUGAUCGUGGGACAGGGGAGGAGGGGGGAGCCAACCCCAUCCCGCUCACUCCCCGGACCUGGACCGGACCGCUCUGGGUCGGGGAGGUGCGGGAAGGUGAUGUCGUAAAAGCCCGAGUGUCGUAAACCAGGUGCGGAGAAGGGGAGGUGAAGGGGAGGGAGACAGGAGGGAGGAGGGUGAGGGGGAGAGGGGGGGUGAGAGAGGAGGUGACUCUUCGGCAGCAUUUAGACACAACGAAAGGAUCAUGGCGGAUGGCCCCAGGUGUAAGCGCAGAAAGCAGGCGAACCCGAGGAGGACCAGCGUGAGUAACUACAACAAUGUGGUGGAGGCCGGCUCAGACUCCGACGAUGAGGACAAGCUGCACAUCGUGGAGGAGGACGGCGCCGACUGUGACGGCGUCCCGCAGGACGACGAACACCCGGGGGUGCUCCAGUGGGACCCAGUGAAGGAGGACUGCCCCUCAGACGGCGAGGAUGACGUGAGCACGGACGCCCUGGUGGAGAAGAUGCUCCAGCAGGGGGACACGGCCGUUAUCUACCCCGAGGCCCCCGACGACGAGCCUCCGCGCCAAGGAACCCCCGACGCCGGCGUCCACGACGAGAACGGGACUCCCGACUCCUUCUCCCAGCUGCUCACCUGUCCCUACUGCUCCCGCGGCUACAAGCGCUACAGCUCCCUGAAGGAGCACAUCAAGUACCGGCACGAGAAGACGGACGAGAGCUUCAGCUGCCCGGAGUGCAGCUACAGCUUUGCGUACCGCGCUCAGCUGGAGAGGCACAUGACGGUCCACAGGAACGGAAGGGAUCAGAGGCACAUCACACAGUCCGGGGGCAAUCGUAAAUUCAAGUGCACCGAGUGUGGCAAAGCGUUUAAGUACAAGCACCACCUGAAGGAGCACCUCCGCAUCCACAGCGGAGAGAAACCCUACGAGUGCUCCAACUGUAAGAAGCGCUUCUCCCACUCCGGCUCGUACAGCUCCCACAUCAGCAGUAAGAAGUGCAUCAGCAUCAUCUCAGUGAACGGCAGGCAGCGCGUGGGGGGGGCCAAAGCGCAGGCCCAGGGCCCUUCCCCGGCGUUGUCCACCUCGCCCUCCGCCCUCUGCACCCAGAUCAGGGAGAAGCUGGAACACACCAAGCCGCUGCAGGAGCAGCUGCCCCUCAACCAGAUCAAGACGGAACCCGUGGACUACGAGUACAAGCCGGCCGUGGUGACGCCGCCAGGCAUGACUGCCAUGAGCGCAGGGGGCGUGUUCGGUGGCGGCGCCGCGGCUCCUCUGCAGGGCACGGUGCAGGCGGUGGUCCUGCCCACCAUGGGGCUGGUGUCUCCCAUCAGUAUCAACCUGGCGGACCUGCAGAACGCCCUGAAGGUGGCGGUGGACGGUAGCGUCAUCCGCCAGGUGCUGGAGAACAAGGUGCAGGCAAGCGCGGGGUUAACCACUGGAACACUCCACCCCCCCCAGCAGCAGCUCAUCUCAGCCAUCAGCCUCCCCAUCGUCGGCCAGGACGGCAACGCCAAAAUCAUUAUAAACUAUAGCCUGGACCCCAGCCAGGGCCAGCUCACCCCACACAACCUGAAGAAGGAGCGCGAGGAGACGCUGUCCCCGUUUCUCCAGAAGCUCCCCGAGGACCUCACCGUCAGAGCCCCCAACCCCCCCGACAUCAAAGAGGAAAAGACCACUAAAAACUGUCUCCUGUGUGAAAACUGUCCCGGAGGCUUGGAGGCUCUCCAUGCUCUGAAGCACUGCAAGAAGGACGUUCUCCGGCUAAACGGAGCGGGCCGGGACCGAUCUGAGUCCGCCAUCGCCGCCUUGCUGUCAGAGGGGGGGUUCUGCCACCAGCCCAAGAACAUCCUGUCCCUGCUCAAGGCCUACUUCGCCUUGAACGCCGAGCCAACCAAGGAUGAGCUGGCCAAGAUCUCCGAUUCUGUCAGCCUGCCGGUCCACGUGGUCAAGAAGUGGUUCGACAAGAUGCAGGAGGGGCAGAUCUCCCUGGGCGCCCCCACGCCUCCCUCAGAGGAGGAGGACACCUGUGAGGCUCACAGCGUGGUGUCUUUGGUUCCGGGGAGGGACGCAGCCACUAAAAGCCCGUCGGUGAGCCAGGACAGCCCCACUGAAGCCACCCCGGCUGAAGUCAACGGCACUCACAGUUUUCCGGCCUCCCCCUCGCCACUAAACCUGAUGGCGGGCAGUCCCGUCCAAGCUGUCACCCCACAGAGCACUGAGGGACCCCUGGACCUGUCUCUGCCAAAGCCGGCCAGAGAAGAGGCGGAGCGAGUGGCGGUGAAAGCCCCAAUCUUCCUCUCCGCCUCCUCUGGCUCCCCCAAAGAGGAGCAGCCCCUCAACUUAACUUGCACAAAGAACAACGCAUCGCCACUCUCGUCCACGUGGGGGAGCCCCGCCGCACUGUACGCCCACCAGCCAAGUGCCAAACCCCUCGAUAUUGUAACCACAAUGCAAUGCCUCAGAGCGCUCGCCACCAACAACAAGCAGGCCAUCCUCAUCCCACAGCUGGCUUACACCUACACCACGGCGGCGAGCAGCCCCGCAGGCAGCGAGACACACGACGCCGGCCACAUCAACGGAAUCAAGGAGGAGAAGCAGGAGCUGAGCUCCGAGGGCGUCUCUGCGCUGGAGGAGCAGAACGACUCGGACUCCGGCCCCGGCAGGAAGAAGAUGAAGAAGACGGAGAGCGGCAUGUACGCCUGCGACCUGUGCGACAAAAUCUUCCAGAAGAGCAGCUCGCUGCUGAGGCACAAAUACGAACACACAGGGAAGCGGCCUCACGAGUGCGGCAUCUGCAGCAAGGCCUUCAAACACAAACACCACCUGAUCGAGCACAUGCGCCUCCACUCCGGGGAGAAGCCCUACCAGUGCGACAAGUGCGGCAAGCGCUUCUCCCACUCCGGCUCCUACUCGCAGCACAUGAACCACCGCUACUCCUACUGCAAGAAGGAGGCGCAGAGCCAGGAGAGCCCCGAGCAUGGCGAGGCUCUGAGCCGGGUGCAGAGCGAGCUGUUCCCUCCCUCCCUGCUGGACUUGGACGAAAGAGGGAGCAGCACCAGAGAGGAGGAGGAGAGCGAGGAGGAGGAGGAGGAAGGCAUGGUGGACAUGGAGGACAUCCAGGUGGUGCAGAUAGAAGAAGAGGAGGUGAGCAAGGGUGCAGAGGAGGUCACAGAAGAGGUGGAGGAGCAGGUGAAAGCAAGGGAGGAGGAGGAGCCAGCAGGGAGCCCCGAGAAGGACGAGGCAAUGGAAACGGAGGAGAACGAAGGGGAGACGAAGGACAAUAAAGAGGAGAAAGGAGACACUGACUGAGGAGCGGACUCCUGCAGGCGACGCAAUCAGACUCCUCCUGUCGAGGAGGAGGAGCGCAGGAGGCGAAGAGCGGCCCUCCGACACUUCACUACUGUGUAGAAAUCCAGGUGUGCCUGAAAAGCGCAGCGCCUCCUGCUGGGAGGAGCAGAGCGUGGCCGUCUGUCCAGAAACGAAGGAUCACAGACUGGAAGCUCGAGCCGACUGGUUUUAGAAAAUGAUUUGUUACUAAAACCCUUCAGUCCUUUCUUUCUAUCAGUAUUACUAAUUUUAUCGCUCAUAUUUUAACCUCUAAAGCUGUACAGUUGGGAGAUAUUUCUAUAUCUUUUUAUUGCCAAUGAACAAAAAAAAAGAAGUCAGUAUUUUGUUAAGUUGGGAGUCUAAUGAGAGAAUCCUGUGCACUACAAGUGGCUUGGUUUACCUGCAGAGGAGCUGCCGACCCUUCAGUAUUACCGCGCCUCCACACGUCUUAGCAUUACACUUCCUGUCGGCUGUUUGGAGGGACUGUAGCCUUAAGAAGCAGCUGACCGCGCCUCCCCUUCAGCUCCGUCAUCCAGUGGAGCCGUCUUCAUGAAGCUUUGACGUGUCGAUACCGUUUGGCACAUACCCCGCCCCCCUCACCACUGACCCGUUUCUGUAAUUGACUGAACGACUGUGACAGAAAGCUCAAAUAUUUGAUGUUUUAUUAGAGUUUAAGGAAAUUCAGCACCCAUCACCACCACACACACAGAAAUGAAGCUGUAUGCAAAAAGGAGGACAGAGAGCAGCAUCACUGACUGUAUAAGAGACCUGGACAACAACAACAAGCAGUCUGAGCUGGCCAACGUCUCUAUGACAACCACCAAUCAGGAGUGAGCUUGUUAGAAGUCCACACCCCCUACCACUUAAAGGUGGACUCCACAAAAUCCAAAAUAGUCCAAGGUAAGAUCACAUACUUUUAUUGAGGCAUCUGAUUGGCCCAAAAAUGAAAAAAUAUGUAACGUUAAGACGAUAAGGUCGUAAAAUGAUGAGAUAAUAUAGUAGUCAUAUUCUAUUAGAAAAAAGUCAAAUAUUUACGAGAAUAAAAUUUUAAUAACAUUAAUAAAAAAAAAGGAGUUGUUUUUUUUACGAAAAAUAAAAUUGUAACAUCAGGAGAAAAAAGUCAAAAAUGUACGAGAAUGAAAUCGUAACAAUUUGAGAAAAAUUUUUUUGGAAUUUUGACAGAAUAACGUCACAACAGUACGAGAAAAAAAGUAAAAAAUUUACAGGGCCAAAGUUGUAACAUUAUGAGUAAAGUUGUAAUUUUAAGAGAAUAAAGUCAUAACAUUAGGAGAAAAAAGUCAAAAUGUAAGAGAAUAAAGUCAAAAAUGAAAAGAAAAAUGUUGUAAUUCUACAAAAAUAAAAUUGUAACAUUAGAAGAAAAAGUCGUAAUUUUUCAAGAAUAAAGUGAGAAAAAAGUUGUAAUUUUAGGAGAAUUAAGUCAUACAUUACGAGGAAAAAAAGUGAAAAAUUGAAAAGAAUGAAGAACUUCUAACUUAAGAGAAAAUAGUCGUAAUUUUAUGAGAAUAAAGUUCUAACAAUGCGAGAAAAAGUUGUAAUCCUAAGAGAAUAAAGUCACAACAGUACGAGAAAUAACAUAAAAAAAUUUAAGAGACUAAAGUUGUAACAUUAGGAGAAAAAGUCGUAAUUUUACAAUAAUAAAAUUGUAACAAUUUGAGAAAAAAAGCGUAAUUUUAUGAUAAUAACGUCGUAAAAUUGUAAGAAAAUUUUACUAGAUAUGAAUCAAGAAUUUACCAGAUUAAAUCAAUGAAUGUAUGAGGCAAAAGGCUGUUUACUAAAACAAAUUUAGACAACAAAAAAGAAGCAAAGUGGCGUUCUUGUAUGAGAGAACUUCCUGUAGCAUUAGUUUCCCAAAUUGACAGUAUCAGGACACAGACAUAGAGUUAACAGAAACCUGGCCCUCUUCAGAGGACGAUUCUGGACUCAGUCCAGUUCUCUUGUACAGUCAAUGAGCAGUACAUCUCAUCUCCACCUGCGGUUCCUGACAGACUUCGGGAACUCGGCCCUCCCCGACCCCAAUGCUUCUUUGAGCGUCUGGAAACGACGACUCGUGUUCGAAGCUGCGACUUAUCUCCGCUCAGACGUCGCUGUGGGCGGAUCUGACCCCGGAAUUUAACCCCGCGUUAGCCGUCAGUAUUAUUUUAGUGUCUCUUAUUGUGUUUGUAAUGUAUGUUUUCAUCCAUGGCAGUAUUAACCCCUCCCUCCCCCACCCUCCAACCACAUGGGUUUGUCUGUGUACUCAUAGAGAACUUUUAUAUUUAUGUGUCUUAUUUUUUUAUAUUUCUUUGUGCUUAUUUAUUACACCAUGUAGUGUACAAUACUGUCGUCUGUUUUAAUGCCAUAAUAUAUUUUAGUAUGAAGGAAAAAAAGAUUCCCAGACUCCGGCGUUCUGAAGUGAUUUACGAACAAAUAAGACGUUUUUCUUCAGGGAAAAAGUCCGAAGCUCACCUGAAAAGCGGAAGAAUUUGAUCCUGUGACCUAAGCUCCACUAUCACCUUAGUUUUCUGGCCCCUCCCCCUAAAUAUGAAGCUACUGAACUGUGGAAAAGUCUACUAGCAUGAGUGUGUGCCGUCGUGUUGAAGGAUGACCCGUGACUGUCCUCUCUGCCAAGCCAAAACCAUGUUGCCCUUUUGUUCCUGUUUUGAUUUGUGCCAACUUUAUGACACGCCCACUUUUAUAUGCCCCACCCCUUUAACACCCUCAACUUUUUUUAUAGUAAUUGUUUUUGUUCAUUUUUUUUAUGACUUCCCAUCUCACAAUAAAAUACAUCAAUUACAAGCUGC